AUGGCGGAACAAAAACCCAUCAAGCUCAACCCUCCGACCAAGUACAGCCCAUCCACCAAGAACUCUCCUCCUGUAGACCCUCCCACUCUCGAUUGGAUUACGACGACAUGGUCCGUUACGCACUCAACACUCUCCAUGUGGCGCGAUGCCCGUAACGUGCGCAUCACAUACAAAAUGCUCCCAGGAACCUCAGAUGGCCGCCCUCGCAUCGACGACCUCGUCGAGUAUGAGCCCCUAUCCAAGGAUGGCACCCUCAAGACCGUUGAGGGCGUCGAUACCCAGGCUUCUUCUAUCGGCUGGGACUGGCGUGGCAAGGGGUGGCUGUCCAUUGUCCACACUCACUGGGAGCUACUGGGCUGGGGCGAAGUUGUCACUGCAGAGGGCGUGAAGGAGAGGUGGGCAGUUACUUGGUUUGCACCAACGAUAUUUACCAAGGAGGGAGUUGACAUUUACUGUGAUCGAAAAGAGGGUUUGAGUGAAGCGACUUACGCAAGGGUUUUGGAGGCUUUGAAAGGAUCCGAGUCCAAGAAGGUUGCUGAGUUGGUUGAGACCCAUAUGCAGCCUGUUGAGAUCAGACUACCUUGGGUUGAGAACUGA
Molecule: messenger RNA, 597 nt
Organism: Fusarium coffeatum
Lineage: Eukaryota; Fungi; Ascomycota; Sordariomycetes; Hypocreales; Nectriaceae
Exons: 1
Coding region: 1-597 (198 amino acids)
Source: RefSeq, a predicted model, not a curated record